AUGCUUCAUCGUAAACUUACUUCUUCAAUCUAUCAAACACUGUUCAUAUUCUUUUCACUGAGCGUUGGUAUCGCUACUGUUAUGGGAACUCCUUUACCACCAGUAUCACGGUCUGCUCUUCAACUUGAGCGGAGGGACAAUUCUGGAGUUAUGACAUCACUGUCUCUUAAGAUAGGACGAAUCAUACCAAAUUCCGACCUAAGAACUUGGACCUGGGUUUCGCCUGCAAAUCCAGCGCUUCCCUUUGGUAAAGAAGCGCUAGCUCUAUUGGAUCCUCCGAAAUAUUCCAACCAACAGAGCGUCAAUUACAUGAGGCUAUCGACGUUAGGCGGAAAAGUUAAUUUCAAGUCCCCGAGUUUCGCAAAAUAUGGUUACCUUCCGGAGAAGUCAACGAUAUUCAAGCUUUUGGAGAACGUUGAUGAAAUCGCGAAGCAGACCGAGCUCUCUAUCACGGGAGAUAUUUCCUACCUCAGUGCUUCCUUGGCACUUUUGAAAAACAAAGGUUGUCUCGAGGACCCAGCCAAAACGCAGGAGGAUUGGGAUAAAUAUAAAGAGAAGGUCGAAAAGAAUAGACUAGAACAGCAUAAACAGCGUGAGAAGGAACAGCACGAGAAGGAACAGCAUAAGGAGGAGGAACAAGAAGCCAAAGCGGCGAGGCAAGGCAAUAUGGGAUUAAAUUUCAUACUGCAUCCUUAA
Messenger RNA from Lentinula edodes (shiitake mushroom), 696 nucleotides. RefSeq lists its product as uncharacterized. Bases 1 to 696 code for a protein of 231 amino acids. The transcript is spliced from 3 exons. NCBI's taxonomy places the organism in Eukaryota, Fungi, Basidiomycota, Agaricomycetes, Agaricales, Omphalotaceae. The record is from RefSeq and is a predicted model, not a curated record.